This is a messenger RNA of Chenopodium quinoa (quinoa), 2846 nucleotides long. RefSeq lists its product as uncharacterized. The transcript is spliced from 10 exons. The coding region runs from base 729 to 1634 and encodes 301 amino acids. The record is from RefSeq and is a predicted model, not a curated record. Lineage: Eukaryota; Viridiplantae; Streptophyta; Magnoliopsida; Caryophyllales; Amaranthaceae.
ACCUAAUACAUCUCAUCUCUCCAUGAUGAGAAUUGAACUAAUCCCCAGGUAUUUGCUAGCUUAGUAAGAGGAUGGGACUGCUCACUAGAUCGGGUGUUGCUAGCACUCCGGCCUUAACUUAGCAUUUUAGCAACCAAGUUUUUGCCACCUUAUUCGACUGAUAGCUUACAAAUAUCUACUUUGUCUAACAGCCAAGUUAGUCACUAACUUAUUUGAUUAGUGAAGGUUGAAGGUAAACGAACUUUUUUUUCAAAAUAAUAUCAUAACUAGGAUUAGAGAAGGGAUAGAUAUCAUAUGUAAAAAUUAUUUUGAUUAGUUUAGUCGUUUAAUUUACAGCAUGUAAUUUCGACUUCAAAAAGCGUGUCAUAAGAAUAUGUUACAACUUACAAGUGUUUAAAAACAGAGGAUGUACAAUAAUACUCCGUACAAGUAAUUAGAUACUCCGUAUAAUAAUACUAAUUGUCAAAGUUAUAAGAUAAGAAUGAAGUAGAAAGUAGGAUUAUGGAUGGUCGAGCUGAGCAUAUAAAUAUAUUGCAUUUUAGUCAAUUAUGCGUCGUUUAGUAUAGAGUUAGUUGAUGAUAAUAAUAUGGACCAAAAAUAAAUAUUAAAUACGGUAUUUAACUCGUGAUUCACGACUGGAAUGGGGUAUAAAUUGUUUUGAUUACCAUUCGCUGACCACACUUAAAAAGUAGUCCCAAAUUUGGUAAAGCAAAAAAUAAACAGAAAUCAUGAGUUUUGGGAAAGAAGCUCCACCAUUGCCAAUGUAUGAACGUAAAGUUCUAAGACAUGUUCCUACUAUGGUUAGAAGACGAUAUGAUCCAGAUCUUAACAGCAAUUUUGAUGCAACUCAAGGUAUGUAUUCGAAACAUAGCAAUAACGAAAGUGGGGGAGCCAAAGAUGAUGCAAACCUUGCAAGCAUUGUCAAUGUUUAUGUUGAAGAUAAAUUUGUAGAUGAUGGACAUGCAAAAUUUGAUGAUGAUCAUGGUUCAUUAUGUUUAGAAGAUUGCAAAGACGAAGACAAUGGAAUUGUGGAUGGAAAUACCCAUGAAUACAUUGUGGAUGUCAGUGUAAGAAAUAUACAGGGCUUGCAUAUAGAAGAUAGCGAAAGUGAAGGUGAUGGAACUGUUGUGGAUGUUGAUGUCGAAGAUAAAAUUGAGGAUGAUGGACAAGCAAUUUUUUUUGAUGAUCAAGGUUUGCUUGCAGAAGAUGGCAAAAGCAAAGGUGAUGAAACUAAAGCUGCAAAUGUUGCUAGCUAUUAUGUGGAUAUUAGUGUUCGAGAUAAAGUCCAAGACAAUGAACUUAUUGGAAACUUUGACAAUAAACAAGGGGAGGGAUCCGGUUCUCAAGUGGAAGAAGAUUGCAAAAUCAAAAGCGAUGGAUCUAUUGAUGCGAUUGUUGUUAGUGCCAUAGAUCAGCCAGUAGAAAUUGCUAAUGAAAACUUUGACGAUAAACAAGAAUUUAUCCAAGGAGCAUUGGAGAAUACAGUGGAACAGGACGGCUACGAUUUACGUUGUCCCAUUUGCAAGCAGUAUUUCACCCAAACAAUGAUUUUGAGACGAAGGGAAGACCGCCAACCAUACAAAACAACAUGCUUUUCCAGUUUAGAUGCUUUAUUUUGUAGCAACCGGUGGUAGUUGUCUAAGGACAAACAGUCUCGUGAUCUCAUUUUGGCAUUGGUAUGAGUAAUAUGCGAGCUGAUGAGCAAGCUCCAUCAACAUACAUCGGCUGUGUUGUGGCGAACCCAGUGUAGCUAUCUACAGCUUAGAAAAUGAAAUCUCUCUUGUGGAUAGAUAUAAUGUAACGUUUGGGGGUCUUGUAGGCUUUGCCAAACCCUCUUUAGUUAUCUUGGCCUUUCUAUAGACUAUAAUGGUAUAAUGAUACGUUAGAUAUAAGCGAACUAUCAACAUACGUCUGGUGCAUCACACAUCCACACAUGUUUAACUAGUAUUAUUUAUCAAUUAUACCUUUAUACAUGUGGUACAUAACACAUGAUUUCUUUUAAGAGGAUGAAUUACGUAAUGUGUUGUUGUUUAAACGUAUUUUUAAUUUUUUAUUGGAAAGUAUUGAAAACCUAGCUAGCCUUAAAAUAAGAGUGGAAAAAAUUACUUCACAAUGGUUCUAAAAUAUUACUCCGACUUCGUAUAAUAAAAUAUUUUCUUAAGGUAAAAAAUUUUUCUUUGAAAAAGUUUAAGCGGCUCCAUCUUAAUUAACUUAGGUGCAAUGCUAAAAAAAUACAAAAAUAUGAUUAAAAUUUUGGGUGAUAUUUCAUGUGGUGCAUCAAACUUUAUUGUUAUGAGUGUUGCCAAUUAAACUUGUAACAUCAUGUUCUUCCGUACCAUUUGCUAUUGAAUUCACUCAAAAUUUUAAUGAGCACAAGAUGAACAAGAUAUUAUCAUGUUUAGUGAGUAAUAAGUACAAACCGAGUACAUACAUGCAAAAAAUUUCAAGCCGAGUCGAGCACGCACCCUUCAUCAGCUUGCGAUCAACUCAAUUGAUUAGCAUCCUAAAUCAUGCCAAAAAAAUAAUGGAAAAAAAAAACAAAAAUAUAAAGUCGUGCCUACAAGUAAUUAUGUAAAGGGAAUCAAAUCAAUGAUAAUUAAUUAUAAGUGGGGCAAUACUAUCCCCUCAAUAUGCUCAGCCAAAAAGAAUAAAAUGAAGGAAAAAAAAAGGAAAUUCCCAUUGAUACACUUCAGGUUUUGACUUUUUCCAACGGUAUCACAUUUUUUUUUGACUUCCUAAUGAUACACCCAAGUUUAUGACUUACUAACUCACGUGAUUAAGUCUGUUAAUCAGACGUUAAUAAGUUAGUAAAUCUAGGUUAAAAUAUAAUUUUGUAAAAAAAAAAA